CGGUCUCCCACUGGAGAUUCCAGCCAUACCAGAGUGGCGAUAAAUAGUAUAUCCAGCUGCCUGCCCUGCUUUCAAGCGGGCUCAACGAAACACGAAUGAGCCUUCUCACCAAAGCCCUGCCGAGCGUUACUGGGGUACAAGAUGAGCUCUUCACAGGUUAGUCUGAGAGAAAAUUGAGUUCGAGGCAAGAUUCGCGCUCUCUGUAUUACCGCGCAGACCAGUGAGCUGGACUAAUCGGUAAAAAAAGCCAUUGGCCCAUUUGAGCACAAGGUUAUGAAAUGGGCGAUAUGAAUAUAGUGGCAAGACAGCAUAAACAAUGCAGAAGUCUGGAACAGAAAAUGGCAGGUAACGUUGAAAAGAACCACCAAAGACAUCGUGCGGAAGAUAAGGUGUGUGAGCAUGGUGAACAGCCUUACGAAGGGCUGGCAGCAAUGGGCUCAGGAGAACACAAGUAAGCAAUCGAAUGAACCCACAGGCUGGACGCCUGGAUGCGAAGAUGGCGAUGAUGGCGACAAUGGCGAACGGUGUUCCUUUACGAGGAAGCUGCCCGUGGACGCAGAAAACGCCGCAAAGAAAGAAUUCACAAUGCCAACGUUGAAAAACCUUCGACCCGAUUUCGUGCCCGACGCGAACACGUCCAUCAGGACUGGAGCUCGCGAAAGGGGCAAUGCACGGGGCGUGAAAGAGCAACGCAAGGAAAUGACCAGCAUGCUGAAGAGCCGCUUCGAGCCGUCGGCUGAGGAAAACCAAGGGAAGCAGCCCCCCAGCGCGGUGGACGAUAAACUUUACCUCCUGAGCGACCGCAUGUCGCCCACGCUGAGGCGGCGGUGCAAUGGCCUCGUCUCGGAGCUGUCGACGGGGUGGCGUCAGGCGGAGAAGGAGGACGGCGACGGUGGCUUGAGCUCUCUGGAGGCCGGCAGAAGCAGCAGCAUCGACGCCGGCGACGUUCUCGCCGUGGCGCGGGGGGAAGGCAGCGUCGGCGAAGCCGUCGAGGCGACGAACCACGGCGGCGGCAGCGGCGGCUCGGAAGCCCCGGCGAUCGGCAUCAAACGGUCGUCAGCGAGACCUGGCGCGGACAGAGCGACGGACGUCAGGGCAAAGGGCGGGAGGCAAAAGUCGCGCUGCAGCCGCGUGAAGGACCUCCAGAGCGGCUGGGCCAAGUGGUCCGAAGACCACAUGGAGACGCAGAAGCUGAACCCCUUCAGCGACGGCUUCGACGCGGAGCACGCCCUGGCCACGCGGCCGCAGAAGGGCGAGGAGGGGUACGGCCGCCCCAAGGAGGGGACCCUCACGGCGGAGAGGGCCAAGCGGGCCGAGCGUCACAUCCGCCGCGAGAUGGAGGACAUGUGCUUCAUCAUCAACGGCAUGGGCGUGCAGGGCCGCGACGGCAGGGUGCGCAUGCCUUUCGGGGAGCUGUUCGACCGAUACGUGCGCAUCUCCGACAAGGUGGUCGGCAUCCUGCUGAGGGCGAGGAAGCACGGCAUGGUGGACUUCGAGGGCGAGAUGCUGUGGCAGGGAAGGGACGACCACGUUGUCAUCACGUUGCUGCGAUAGCGGUGCAAUGAGUCGGUGGUGCCGGAGGAUGUCAAAACGACGCGUAUUGUUUGAAACGGGUGAUUUUUGUGUUGCUCUAAAAUCCAAAAAGUUGAAAGCCAUGAACAAAAGUUCGUGUUUUUUUUAUUUCAGUGUGAGAAAACACGCUUUGAGAUUCAUGUUUAAGGUGUCAUCUCGAAAUUGUACGCUUUUGCCGGAUGUGAAAUGUCGCCAAUUUUGUUACGUUUAUAUCUCAUUAAUGUUGUGCAAUGCUUUCCUCUCGUUUAAUGUAAUAUGGUUUCAUUUUUACCGUCAAAUUCUAUAGAUACAUAUCAUUCAAGUUUUAUUUCACCUUGCUUAUUUACAUAUGCAGAUAAUUUAUUGGUAUUUAUUAUGCAUGUAUGGCUGUGCCGAUGCCAUGUCAAAUGUUAUUUUAUGCAGCUUUAGGGAGAAAAAAAAAA
Messenger RNA from Petromyzon marinus (sea lamprey), 1994 nucleotides. Its product is annotated as actin-binding Rho-activating protein-like. The record is from RefSeq and is a predicted model, not a curated record. Gene Ontology annotation, biological process: positive regulation of transcription by RNA polymerase II; positive regulation of Rho protein signal transduction. Gene Ontology annotation, cellular component: sarcomere. Lineage: Eukaryota; Metazoa; Chordata; Hyperoartia; Petromyzontiformes; Petromyzontidae. Gene Ontology annotation, molecular function: actin binding.